AUGGCGCUCUGGUCGCUGCGAUCUGCGUUCGUCCUCGCUGUGCUGCCCUCUCUCUCCUGCAGCGCCAUCGCGGGUCGUCAUCUGCUCCAAACCUCCAACACACGCUACCAAUCCUCAUCGACGCUUUUCUCGGGAUUUUUUUUUAAUGCCUCGUGCACCCUGGAUGCUAACGUCACGGCCACUGACCAAACCAGCUCGAUCGAACAGCACCAGAUCCCUUGUGGCCGAGUUUCUGUGCUCAACAUAUAUACGAGUAGCGGCCGGCACCUGGACCUGCACCGCCAGCACAACGGUUACACUUAA
Messenger RNA from Closterium sp. Naga37s-1, 303 nucleotides. Lineage: Eukaryota; Viridiplantae; Streptophyta; Zygnematophyceae; Desmidiales; Closteriaceae. The record is from the annotation of a GenBank genome assembly.